AUGCAGAACUCUCCUACCGAAUCAUCGAGCUCGUCAAGCCCAUCAAGCCUAUCGGGUACUAGCAUACCUGCCAGUGCAUUAUCAGAUACGAGUAACUCCUCACCAAGUUCAGUGCAGAAUGUGACUCGGUUCUCAGAAAAUGAUAUAAUGGGGAUAAAAUUUGAGAUAACUCUAGAACCGGUCGGCAUGGGUGUCUCUGGCGUUGUAUGUUCCGCGAUAGACGUCUUUACGCCAAAAACCGUGGCACUUAAAAAGCUGGCGAGCCCAUUCGAGUCCUCCGUUGUUGCAAAGCAUAUGUUUCGCGAAGUCAAGUUACUGAAGCAUCUUCAACAUUCCAAUGUUGAUGGAAAUCUGAUCACAUGGAUUCUAACCCUCGAUUGUAGUAAUCCAUCUCAAAGACAUUUUCAUCUCACCAUCGGAAGAUCUGUAAGGAUGGGUUAUCUUGUGACAGACUUCCUACCAGUCGACCUUUAUACACUCAUAAAAACCAAAAUUCUGGAAGACCAAUUCACUCAAUACUUCAUUUAUCAAAUAAAGGGCAAAUCGCACCUCACAAUUCUCCAGCGAGGUUUGAAAUAUGUGCACUCAGCAGGUGUUAUUCACCGCGACUUGAAGCCAGAGAACAUCCUUGUCAAUGAGAACUGCGAUCUUCGAAUCUGCGAUUUUGGAAUGGCUCGCACCCAAAAAGCAGAAAUGACCGGCUACAUGGUGGCAAGGUUUUACCGAGCGCCUGAGAUAAUGCUGACCUGGCGUCAAUAUGAUGAAAAAGUCGACAUUUGGAGUGCCGCCUGUAUCUUUGCCGAAACGAUGAUUGUGAGUCCACCUCUCCCUGGCAAGAACCAUAUCGAUCAAUUCGACGUGAUUACACGAGUAUUGGGCACACCACCAGGUGGAGUGAUCUCUCAGAUAACAGCUGAGGAUUAUGACCCCAAGCUGCGACCUUCGGCGGUCGAGACACUUAAAUCUUCCUAUCUUUUGCCAUAUCAUGCUCCUGCCGAUGAGCCAAAAGCACCCGACGAGUUUGAUUGGUCUUUUCUGGAGGCUGAUUACUCUACUGAUCUUUGGAAAUCCCUUAUGUACUCGGAGGUUCUACACUUUUACCGGGGAAAUAUCGGGAGUGAUGGAGGUAAUGCAGUUUCAUCCAAUGCCGGAAGCUAUGCAUUUGAAUAA
Molecule: messenger RNA, 1170 nt
Organism: Penicillium malachiteum
Lineage: Eukaryota; Fungi; Ascomycota; Eurotiomycetes; Eurotiales; Aspergillaceae
Product: Mitogen-activated protein kinase HOG1
Exons: 8
Coding region: 1-1170 (389 amino acids)
Biological process (GO): cellular response to oxidative stress; protein phosphorylation; osmosensory signaling pathway
Cellular component (GO): cytoplasm; nucleus
Molecular function (GO): protein serine/threonine kinase activity; ATP binding
Source: RefSeq, a predicted model, not a curated record